GCCACCGCACAGAGCGGGUUUGUGUUGCAUACAUUGUUGUGUGGAUUGAUGGUUCUACAUUGUACAACCUAUCGCUGUGGAUAGCCUGGUCUCACCAGUGGAUACAAGGAAUGGAACAAAUGCAAGUGGAGGAAAAGAAAAUGAGCCCAGCAAACAGACAAUGGAUUUUAGUACUCCUCUCUGUUGUUUUACUCCUCAUCGUCAUAGCACUGACGUCCGUGGUCGUACACCGCUCCGCCACAACACAAUUACGAGCCAUCAAGGAACCAACUUUAAGAGAACGUUUCCCUGGCUACUUCCGGUAUCCGGAGGAACAGACAGCUUUCGAGAAGCUUGAUCGUCCUUCAACCCCAGUGACGUCAUUUCCUAAUGUGACCCUGAGCAGCGUGUCCCAGCAGUGUUCAGCUCUUCUCCCCUCACCUUCUGUGCCGAUUAACCCAGCGAGGGAAAUAGAACAUAACGCCUGUUGCACAACGGAGGCCUCCUACAUCUCGCCCCAGUACUGGGUGGAUAUAGGCAAUAUUAACAGGACAAUGGCUGUCUUUGAGGAUGAAGUAGGCGUAGAAGCGAAGCAGUUCUUCCGUACAGAAUCAUGCAAACAAACCGAUGGAUGCGACUUCUGCACGUGCUCAGUAAAAACAACUUACGUGACUGGAGUGUGGAUGACCGGAACGGAAUACGGGGUGUCCUGGUUCGCAAUUGACGGGUGCUGCAAGUGUUUAAACACUUGACGUGGUGAUGAACAGAACGAUUGCCAUGCUACUCAUCAUUACUCAGAAUGUACCUGAAACAUUUACCAGAAACCAUUUACCAUUUCAUUUCAUUACAAUCUACGAUUUGUUUUUAUUUGUUUGAUAUCGUACACAGGAAAACUUGAAGGUAAAAGCAGCAAGAUUUUCUAAUGGUUUCACAAUGUAUCCACCGUGAAAGGGGCAUUAUUUUCCCUCCAUGAUCAACUCUGCCUUAGUAAUAUUAUGGUAAAUAUCCUCAUAAGAAAAGUAUAAUACUUUAUAGAUAACAACUUAUGGAUAUAACAAUAGCUUUCGAUAUAGCUUUCGUUAUAGCUUUGAAGCUAUACCGAAAUGUCGCAUCAUAAUAACAUAAAGACGUUAUUAUCCAUAAAGUAAUAUACUUUUCUUAUUAUUCAUGAACUUCUAAAAUGCCAAUUAAACAGGUAAAUAUCCUCGACUAAUUACCGUCAUACCUUAGACAUUUAGAAAGUGACUUCACCAACGAAAUCUGUCUCUUAGCACAGUAUAUCGAUUGCUUCAGGGAAUAGUGUUAUAUGGGCGUUGGUCUGGUGUCGAUGCUUUUGAAUCAGGCUCAAACCGGAACGAUUUUGGCUAAAGGGGCAAGGGUAUUUAUACACACAAAGAACUUAAUUAAGCACCCCCUAUAAUUUUGCAAUGACAGGUUUUCAACACUUAUAUAAAACUUCUCGUGGUGACCACGAUGGAAAUACAAUGCAGUUUUUCCGACUCGUAUGAUCCUUUGACUCAUAAAAAACGACAAAAUAAUUGGAUUUUAUGAUGAUAAUUGCUCAUUUUAAAAAUAAACAAUGAUUUUCAUGCAAAAACAUGUCUGUAGAGGUAAGGUCCUGGGAUGUUUAAUGUUGAAUUUAUUGGUCUAGGGUAUUAAUAGUUAUAUCUGAAAAAUAUAAAUAAUGUAAGGGGUUGCAAUCUAACUCGAAAACUACUAAGCAUAUAAUACUCAAUGAAACACAGAUCAUAAUCAAAACGACAGACCAACUCUGUGAUAUUUUUACAGAAUUUAUGUCCUAAAAAUAGAAAAGCUGUUUAACAAGCUGUCAUUAAAAUAAGUACACAGUUUACAUAGAAUAAAGAAGUUGUAUAUCCAUAAAAAUAUUUCUGAUUGUCCAUAGAAAUAUCAAUAUUUUUACGAUUUGGGUGUCAUAGGUAACUUACAACUAUGCCGAAGAGCAUUGUCUUGAUGAAUUUAUUAGAGAGAUUCAAUUUGGGUGAGAUUCGAUCAAGAAACUGUGAACAGUUGAACAAAUAAAUGACGUUACCUUAA
Haliotis rubra (blacklip abalone) is the source of this 2034-nucleotide messenger RNA. RefSeq lists its product as uncharacterized. The coding region runs from base 111 to 731 and encodes 206 amino acids. The transcript has 6 exons. The record is from RefSeq and is a predicted model, not a curated record. Lineage: Eukaryota; Metazoa; Mollusca; Gastropoda; Lepetellida; Haliotidae.